Messenger RNA from Hyaena hyaena (striped hyena), 978 nucleotides. It is a transcript of the gene FOXB1, whose product is annotated as forkhead box B1. NCBI's taxonomy places the organism in Eukaryota, Metazoa, Chordata, Mammalia, Carnivora, Hyaenidae. The transcript has a single exon. The record is from RefSeq and is a predicted model, not a curated record. Gene Ontology annotation, molecular function: DNA-binding transcription factor activity, RNA polymerase II-specific; RNA polymerase II cis-regulatory region sequence-specific DNA binding. The coding region runs from base 1 to 978 and encodes 325 amino acids. Gene Ontology annotation, biological process: anatomical structure morphogenesis; regulation of transcription by RNA polymerase II; cell differentiation.
AUGCCUCGGCCCGGCCGCAACACGUAUAGCGACCAAAAGCCGCCCUACUCCUACAUCUCGCUGACCGCCAUGGCCAUCCAGAGCUCGCCCGAGAAGAUGCUGCCGUUGAGCGAGAUCUACAAGUUAAUCAUGGACCGCUUCCCCUACUACCGGGAGAACACGCAGCGCUGGCAGAACAGCCUGCGCCACAACCUCUCCUUCAACGACUGCUUCAUCAAGAUACCGCGGCGGCCAGACCAGCCGGGCAAGGGCAGCUUCUGGGCGCUGCACCCCAGCUGCGGGGACAUGUUCGAGAACGGCAGCUUUCUGCGGCGCCGCAAGCGCUUCAAGGUGCUGAAGUCCGACCACCUGGCGCCCAGCAAGCCCGCCGACGCCGCACAGUAUCUGCAACAGCAGGCCAAGCUGCGCCUCAGUGCGCUUGCGGCCUCCGGCACGCACCUGCCACAGAUGCCUGCUGCCGCCUACAACCUGGGCGGCGUGGCGCAGCCCUCGGGUUUCAAGCACCCCUUCGCCAUAGAGAAUAUCAUCGCUCGAGAGUACAAGAUGCCUGGGGGGCUGGCCUUCUCCGCCAUGCAGCCCGUGCCCGCCGCCUACCCGCUCCCCAACCAGUUGACUACCAUGAGCAGCUCGCUGGGCACUGGCUGGCCGCACGUGUACGGUUCCGCAGGCAUGAUCGAUUCGGCCACCCCCAUCUCCAUGGCUAGUGGCGAUUACAGCGCCUACGGCGUGCCACUGAAGCCACUGUGCCACGCAGCAGGCCAGACGCUGCCCGCCAUCCCGGUGCCCAUCAAGCCCACACCGGCCGCAGUGCCCGCGCUGCCCGCGUUGCCUGCGCCCAUCCCCACCUUGCUCUCGAACUCGCCGCCCUCGCUCAGCCCCACGUCCUCGCAAACAGCCACCAGCCAAAGCAGCCCCGCCACUCCCAGUGAAACGCUCACCAGCCCCGCCUCCGCCUUGCACUCGGUGGCGGUGCACUGA